AUGACCGAGAGGAUCCUGGAUCUGACCCUGGAGGUCAACUACCUGCUAACUGGAGAGGUGAGGGAUUCUGGGAAUGUCACAGCAACUACACACUUUUAUACUGUGCUUUAACAUGGAUAUUCUGAGACUUAAUAUGGAGAGAUUUGUAAAGUAGGUACUGGGUAGAUAUUUUAUAAACGUGAUUAAUAAAUCUAUUAUAGUAGCCAGGUAGACCCUGUGUGAAUGUAGAAAUAUAACAUAUAAGAUUGUGGGUCAUUAGCGGUGCUGGAUUGCCUUACUGAGAUUUGUGGAAUUUUUUUCUUGUUUGGUCAUGUUAUAAUGUGGGGAUUGGGAUGAUUAUAAGACAUGAUUAAAAACAGGUAGCCCUAGCAUAGCUUCUCUCAGCCCUGUGUACUAUACAGGACUUUAUGAUGGAGAAGGCCGACAUCACACACACAGGCACGGGUAGCAGUGACAGAGGUGGGUGGUGGAAGCACAUACCAGCAGGAUUAAGGUGAUGCCCCUUCCAGGAAAAAGAUAGUUGUAGCGGAGCUGCAAUAUUAAAUCCCAAGAUCUCCGCUGGUACAGAAAGUAAUCCAAAGUAAUGCCCUGGAAAGUAAGGCGAUAUCCCAAAUCCCCCAGUAACCGGACGAAACACAGUUCUGGGAGUCAAGUGAACUUUUAUUCACAGGUCCCAGUAUUUAUGACAAGUCCCCAUGCAAGGGGUUUCCCUACUGAGUCCCCAUUCCAGGGGUUGUACAGUAGGGGUCUACAUGGGGGACUUAACAACCCGGACAUUUCUCCCAUCACGCACUGAUGCACGAGAGGGAUACUCCCACUGGAAUAUCCAAUUAAGGGGAUUAUAUUUCCGUGCUGCAGAACUAACAUUUUACAUAAAAAUACAUAACUUGUACAUUAUUCAUUCUAUAUUACCGAACAAGCGUUCGGUAGAUAGCUGGGGUCUGAGCGCACCUUUCGUGAAAGUACCGCUCAGAUCCCAGCAUAAAUAACCGAACGCCGCACGAAAUACACUUUUACAUCAUAUUCGCCUAAAAGUACCGAAUUCCUAUUGGGAUCCCAAUACCGAAAGACCGGGGCUCCCGAAUGGCCUGGAAGUCCAGCGGUGUUCGCGCUGUCGAGUAGCCGUUUUUAGUUCCAGGCGCUCAACGACCAAACACGGCUGGGCUAACAAAGGAUCCAAGAUGGCCGACCGCUGCAUGGUAGGUAGCCGAACAACGGCCACCUAGGAGCGCAAUUAACUACCAAUUGCAACAAUGUUAAUGGGAGCCACACGACCCUCUGUGUGUGGGCUCCCGUUCGGUACCUUAUUCGUUUACGAAUACCCUUUAUUGUAAAUCACACAAAUACAUCUGUACACAAAAUAAGAGCAGACAACCUCCUGAUGUUAUGCAAUAAGUCUUAAAGUGGCUAGGUUUGCCACAAUAGUGAAACAGCUUUAUAAAUAACUCCAAGGUAACAAAGUGACGUUCUGUGUAACCAGUGAAGUAUAGGCUUAUAGGAGAGAUCCUUUAAUACACGUUUCUUUAUGUGCAGGAUUACAUUGUUGUGAAGAGAUCUGACGAUCCUACAAUACAGAGAAGCAGUCCCUGUGUGUUAAGAGGAUCCUGCAAGACACAGAGCUCCAGCACGGUGUGUCCACCUCACUCACUGAUACAUGAGGGAAACAAUGAGCAAAACAUCCUGGAACUGACCAAUCAGAUCAUCCACCUGCUGACUGGAGAGGUGAGGCUGCUGGGAAUGGGACAUCAUAGAGUAAAACCAAGGGAUGUGUCUGGAUGGUGACUGGAUAAAGAUGUUGGGAUCUCACUGUCUGUUAUUUCUUGUAGGUGUGGAAGCAUUUAAAAGGGCAAAAGGAAACUUCCAAUGAAGUGAUGAUGGAGAGUCACCACCCCCUCAUCUCCUUGGGUGAGACAAAGUUUAAUGAGCAUUGUGUUUGGUUAUAGAGCAGAUAUCAUUCACUUAUAUCAUCAAACACCCAGUACACAGUGUGACAUCUGUACAGUUAUUACAGUUAUUAUUUUGUAAGCUGGAGGGACAAAUUGAUUUGGUUUAUUUUUUAUAUGGAUCACAGAGAUGGUUAUACAAGUCGCAUGUGGUGGCCACUGAAUGUUUGCAAUUCCUCCCCUCCAGUUAGGAUGUUCUCUGAAGUCACUGGGAAUUCUGAUGGAUUUAACUACUAGUUCAGUCAUUGGGUAUUCUUCCUGGACAGUGCUGCACAUUUCAGGAAAGUUGAGGCCUACUGGACUAGAAACCAUCCUGGUUUAUCCAGCCUCUGCAAGUUCUCCUGCGCGCUAGGUAGAAAUUCACUUUGCAGAUCAAUGAAGACUUGCUAAAUAGUAUGUCACACAUAGAAGUAUAACUAUAACAGUAUUUUUAGUAAAGAGUUAAUGUAUUUAUUAAACAAAUCUUUAAAAAGUAAAAACAAUCAUAUGUUCAUGUAAGACUCAGUAGAGAUGCACAGCCGCUUACAAGAUAAAGUGGUGAGUACUACGGUACAUGUACCCGCUACUCACAACCACGCUUAAUCACUGAGGAAUCUCCCAACAAAGUGUUGGCGUCUCUGCGGUCUUCCUUCUCAUGUGCAGUCAGGUUGCGGUCUCGGCUCUCGCACGGUACUGUUUGUCUUUCCCGGCUGCCACAGUUGUUUAAGCUCCGCUCACCUGCGUACGUAUUGCAUCACGUCAUCGAUGCGUUUGGCCGAAAGAGAUCGGAUUCGUCAGGACGUUUUCAGCUAAUUCAGCCCUUCCUUGUGCAGGCUAUAUUAGGGCAAAGUUAACAAUUUUCAAUUGGUCUAUUCUUGAAACCUUAAUUUGCAUAUUCACCUCUGAGUCUCUAUAGCAGUAGUGCUUUUUCCAUGAUGUCAUUAUAUAUACAGUCCAUUCUGUUGCAACUCUAAUAACAGUUAUUAAACCGCUCAUAAAUAAUAGCUGGUAAAUUUCAUCCAGUAUUGUUUGUGCUAAAAUAAGCACAUUAAUUAUCCAUCAUACAAAUUGAUCAUAAUCCUACACAGUAACUGGUAAAUUAUAUGGAGUUUUGUUUGUGCAAAAUAAGCAUAUUAGUAGUCCAUCAUACAAAUCAGUCAUAAGUAACAUUCAUUACACAAGAGUUUCCAUAAUAUAAAAUUCAUAAGGAAAUAAAGGGAACUAGUAAGGUUAGAUACAGCAGUAUUAUAGAACUUAAUCAUAUAAUCACAUCAUAACAGUCUUUAGUAAUAGCACCCGUGGAUAAUAAAGUGUCACCAUUCAAAAAUCCAACCCUUAAAAAGUGUAGAAAAGGCUUCGAUAAAUACAAUAUAAAAUUACUAUUCAGAUCUGAGAUGGACAUUUGUGACUAAUGGAUAUGCCAUUACAGUGAAAAAAAUUCAAAAUCUAUAAAAAAAUAUAUGCCAAAAGUGCAGAAAAAAACACAAAAAGUAAAUAAAUAAGUAUAAAAAUUUUAACAUUUUAAAAAUGGCAUAUCUCAGAAUCAUUAUCCAGUCCAUGGGAAUAAGGGUAUUUAAUUUGGAUUUCCAUCUCAUCUAUGUUUUUCCUAACUCCUGUAUAAAAUUGCCCCCUCUCCAAUUCUUUUUAACUUGCUGGAUUCCUGUGAACUCUAAUAGGGAUGGAUCUGAAUUAUGGACUUCCUUAAAAUGCAGAGACAUAACAUAAUUUAUCAACCCGUUACAGAAACAGGACCUGGGAUAACAAUGGCAACUUUAUUAUUCCUUAACCAUUUAUGACAGAAUUAUUCCAUCAUGGAUGUCCUAUGUAUUCCGUCAUGGAUGCCCUAGAUCCUAUUUAAAUUGUACGGCACCCCACCUGCAAUAAAAAUUGUUAGGAAAAAAUGUCUAGUGUAGACACUCCCGAUGCAGUGCCCUUUUCUAUAUAUCCAGUCUUAGAUUAGAAAGUUACGUUACACAUGUGUAAUGUCCUUAUUGCAUGUUUUUGUACCUGCUUUUCAUUCACAAUGCCCUUGUGAUGCAUUAUAUUGUCGCAGUAAAAUAACAUUAAUAAAACAAAACAGGAAGAGAGAUCACUGCUUAAGUAACCACCUGAGACAUCUAUAGCUAGCCUGGUAAGUCCACUGCAAUUAAGGAAAUGUUCUAAUUUUAAGUGUUUUCUUUCCAGUAGAUGGUUCCAUAAACAGAAAUGAAAUCAGUGGAUUGUACACUUCAGUUUCUUCUCCAGAUUAUAUAACCAAAUAUAACGAAAUCACAAGUGAUCAAAAAAUAAACAGUGUGGCAGUCGGUACACCAAGCAGUAAAUCUUUGAGUCUUGAAACUACAGAAUCCGAGGAAGUAAAUCUAAGAGAUAUUAAUUCGCCCAUAGAACAUAUACAGACUGAAGAUCCAUCUCCUCAUAUUAAGGAGGAAUCAGACUCGUAUGAGGAAGGAAAUCUCCCAGACACAGACAUAUAUACACCCACAGAAGAUGCACAGAUAGAAUAUCCACCUGCUCAUAUUAAAGAGGAAUCAGACUUGUCUGAGGGAGGAAAUCUCCCAGACACAGACUUCUAUACACCCACAGAAGAUGCACAGAUAGAAUAUCCAUCUACUCAUAUCAAGGAGGAAUCAGACUCUCGGGAAGAUGGAAAUCUUGGUGAAGCUUCCAUUUGCACAACCAAGGGAGAUGCACAAAUGAACUAUACACCAAAAUAUGAAUCUGCAUCAAAUGAAAAACAAAUUCCUAUAAACACUGAUAUUCAUACAGGCACAGACCAUAGACAGACAGAAUAUCCACCUGACCUUAUUAAGGUAGAAUCAGCCUCAUGUGAAAUCAACACUCUCUCCAGUAUCAAGGUUUAUACACCUACAAGAGAUAAACAGAUGGACUAUACAUCAAAUAAUGAAUCCGGAUCAAACAAAGAGGAAAAUCUCAGAGACAUAGAUAUUUAUGCACCCACAGAACAUACACAGACACAGGAUGGAAAUUUCACCACCUUAGACAUUCUUACCCUCACUUGUCAUACUGAAAUACAAAACUCUUCUGAAUGUAGAAAAUGCUUCACUGAAACUUCAGAUAUUAACAAACAUGUAAGGAUUCAUACAGGAGAAGAAACAUCAAAUCACAAUAAACAUAUGAAGAUUCACAUGGGAGAUAAAUCAUUUUCCUGUUCAGAAUGCGGAAAAAGUUUCGGGCACUCUUCUAGUCUUAAGGCUCAUCUAAAGAUUCACACCGGAGAGCAAUCCUAUUCAUGUUCUGAAUGUGGGAAAUGUUUUGCUCAAAUGUCAGCUCUUAAGACACAUCAAAGGAUUCACACAGGAGAGAAACCAUUUUCAUGUUCAGAAUGUGGAAAAUGUUUUAGUAACUCUUCCUCUCGUAACAAACAUCAAAGGAUUCACACUGGAGAAAAACCAUUUUCUUGUUCUGAAUGUGGAAAAUGUUUUGCUUGCAUGUCAACUCUUAAGAGACAUCAAAUGACUCACACAGGAGAGAAAGUAUUUUCAUGUUCAGAAUGUGGAAAGCGUUUCAGUGACUCUUCCACUCUUAAGAUUCAUAUGAGGAUUCACACAGGAGAGAAAUCAUAUUCAUGUUCUGAAUGUGGGAAAUGUUUUGCUCACUUGUCAACUCUCAAGACACAUCAAAGGAUUCACAGAGGAGAGAAACCAUUUUCAUGUUUUCAAUGUGGGAAAUGUUUUGCUCAGUUGUCAACUCUCAAGACACAUCAAAGGAUUCACAGAGGAGAGAAACCAUUUUCAUGUUCUCAAUGUGGGAAAUGUUUUACUCGCAUGACAAUUCUUAAGAAACAUCAAAGGAUUCACACAGGAGAGAAACCAUUUUCAUGUUCAGAAUGA
Molecule: messenger RNA, 5773 nt
Organism: Pelobates cultripes (western spadefoot toad)
Lineage: Eukaryota; Metazoa; Chordata; Amphibia; Anura; Pelobatidae
Source: the annotation of a GenBank genome assembly